AGGAGAGUGGUUAUCUGACAUGAGAAAGAAAGAUUCAACUAUGCAAGUCCUGCACAAAGAGGGGAUGCGGAGUGAAACAUUAACAUGGCCUUUUCUUAUUCAUUGCAUUUGGCUUGGAGUGAUGGGAGUUGAUGCCUCGUCAUGGACUGCUGAGGUGCCCAGCUCAGUAUCCGGCCUGCAGGGCUCAUGCAUCGUGAUUCCCUGCUCAUUCAACUACCCAGAACCAGAGGAAAAGCCCUCCGAAUUCACUGGCAUCUGGUUCAAAGACACCCAUGAUACUAUAUACCACCCAGACAGCUCCAACAUCAUCAAAGACUACAGGGGUCGUACAGAGCUGGUGGGAGACCUCCGGCAGAAGAACUGCUCUCUCAGAAUCGACCCCCUCCAUCGCAGUGACGAUGGACCCUUUCAUUUCAGGGUUGAAAUCAAAGACCAAAACAAGUAUUCCUACAAACAUGACACGGUCUCCAUUGCAGUGAGCAGCUCUCCAGACCCCCCCUCUCUGUCAGUGAUGGAGGAGGUGAAGUUGGGGGUGGAGCUGUCUGCCUCCUGCUCUGUGUCUCACUCCUGCCCAUCUGAUUCCCCUCUCCUCACCUGGAGCCACUCCGGAACACCCAGUGUCCAAUCACAGCAGCUGACCAACGGCCAGUGGAAAGUGUCAUCAUCCCUGACCUUUACCCCCAGCAUCACUGAUCACAACCAGUCUCUGGUCUGCACAGCAGCAUACAGGGGAGGGAAGACAGUGAAAAGGUCCAAAACUCUCAAUGUCAAAUAUGCCCCAGUGGAUGUGAAGGUUGAGGGAGUGUCCAGUGUGAAGGAAGGAGACUCUGUAGAGCUGAGAUGCUCCAGUGACAGUAACCCUGCAGCCCACAGCUACAGAUGGCAGAACAGCAGAGGACCUCUGCCCACCACGGGACCUACCAUCACACUGGAGAAUGUGACCAGACUCACUGAAGCCCUCUACUGCACUGCCAUCAACACAGAGGGACAAGGCCACUCCAGCUCACUGAAGCUCAAUGUAGAGUACCCCCCUGAGAUCAAAGUGGGCUCCGCCUGCACUUCAGACAUCUCCAUGGUAACCUGUCUGUGCAUUGUGGAUUCGGAGCCCCCCGCCACCGUGGAGUGGUCUCUUCCAGAUGGACCCCUGCCCAACCGGCCCAGUACCCGGGUGGAGAGGCAUGGGUCAAUUACUAUGGUGACCCUACAGAGGGCACUAGGCUUCUCCGAGACCGUCCACUGCCAUGCCAGCAACACACAGGGCAAUGCCACCUUGUCCUUCACUGUGUCCACAAAUGAUAAGAAGUUGAUGCUGUACGUUUCAAUUGGUAUUGCUGCAUUAGUGGUGGUAGUAAUACUAAUUCCCAUGUCAGCUUGCCUAUUGAACAAGAAGGGUAGGAGGAGUCGUAGUGACCAGCCAGUAACCAGCAAGCAGAACGUGGAUACAGCCAAGGGUGCUUUUUCACAUCCCUCACCAUCAAGGAAUGAGCAGAAAGACGCCAGCAGUGAAAUCCACACAAACUACUACACCAACGAUCACCUAUAUGGCAACAUGGAGGCUGAAGAGGAUGGCGACCCAUACGAGUGUGUUGGUGGAGACGAUGCAGUCUAUGCUAAUAUGUGAACACAACAGGAAGCAUGUUGGAGUCAGCUGGCCCAGAGGCCAUGGUACUAAGUCUGUCAAAGGUUCCAGUAAAAUAUUAACAUUUUAACUCAAUGUAGCAGAACAGCUGACUGCUUAUAUUUGUUAGCUUUAUGUAGCUCCAUGGUUCUAAAGGCUAAAGAAAAUGGCACAAUCUUAUUUGGGUUGUGGGUUUGUGUUAUGGCUUUUACAAGUAUUUUCUUUAAUGAUUUAUGGCUUAGGUGAUUCAGGCUCUUUGGUAUCACAUACACUUAUGUCAGUCUCAUUAAGACUGCAGAACUGUGUACAAGCUGAACUAUUAAUUACAGAACACCACCUAACACAUUAACUGGCAUGACAUUCCAUCUCAUGGGAAGCCAAAAAGCCUCAAAGUCUUCUAAUAGGCGGCCACCUCUACAAUGUAUUCAGUCAAAAUGCAUUUUUUUAUUGUACUUGACACAAACCAAAAGCAUAACAAAGGCACUAACAUGCAUUUAAAUGCGUUUAAAUUACUACAAAAAUGUCCAAAUUCAUGUCCCUCCAUGCACCCCCUGUGACUUCUAGAAAGAUUUGAACCCAGUAACCCCAAAAAUACUCAGUUUUCACCAUCACUGUAAAGCCCUAGUUAUUUUGUUGCUUUGAUGAAGUUAUUUCUGAAGAUUAUUAUUUAUUUUAUGUGAAAAGUGAUUCCUUUGUCUGUUACGUGAACUGAAC
Messenger RNA from Salvelinus namaycush (lake trout), 2332 nucleotides. RefSeq names its product B-cell receptor CD22-like. Lineage: Eukaryota; Metazoa; Chordata; Actinopteri; Salmoniformes; Salmonidae. The record is from RefSeq and is a predicted model, not a curated record. The transcript is spliced from 10 exons. Bases 20 to 1621 code for a protein of 533 amino acids.